CGCACACCCUGACUUCAGCUGCUUCAAGGGAAGGGUUACAGUAGGAGGGAAACACGGAGGUCUUCAGUCCUUAAAAGCACACUCUAGGAGAGAUGGCAGCCAUCAGGAAGAAGCUGGUGAUAGUUGGAGAUGGUGCAUGCGGGAAGACCUGUCUGCUCAUCGUUUUCAGUAAGGACCAGUUCCCAGAGGUCUAUGUUCCAACUGUGUUUGAGAACUACAUCGCUGACAUUGAAGUUGAUGGCAAACAGGUGGAACUAGCACUGUGGGAUACAGCGGGUCAGGAAGACUAUGACAGACUGAGGCCUCUUUCCUACCCUGACACUGACGUGAUCCUCAUGUGCUUCUCCAUAGAUAGCCCGGACAGUUUAGAGAACAUUCCUGAGAAAUGGACACCCGAAGUGAAACACUUUUGUCCCAAUGUCCCAAUCAUUCUCGUGGGUAACAAGAAGGACCUGAGGAACGAUGAACACACACGCAGGGAGCUGGCCAAGAUGAAACAGGAGCCAGUGAAGUCUGAGGAGGGCAGAGACAUGGCCAACCGCAUCAGUGCCUUUGGCUACCUGGAGUGCUCCGCCAAGACCAAGGAUGGUGUGCGGGAGGUGUUUGAGAUGGCCACCAGAGCAGCGCUGCAGGUUCGCAAGCGCAAGAAGAGGGGUGGCUGCCAGCUACUGUGAAUGGGCGGAGCUUGUUUUGCCAAACCACCAAUCAGCACCUGAGGGAGGAGCCCCCCACCCCCUACAGACAGAGCAAACUUAGAGAAACCUUAAAUCAAUGGCUUCCGUGGACUUUGUUUACUUCACAGAUGCAGAUAUGCCACAGGCGAAUAUGAGAGACUGACACACCUGUUUAAAAGCAAAACAAAUCAGCCUUUUUUUAAAACUCUUUCCUCUGCCACUCACAUCUGUCGGGUUUUGUUUCUGUUUUUUUGCUGUUCUGUUUUUCUCCACAGGCACACCAGCCUUCCUCUUAUAUGUAUGAAUGUAUGUUUGUAUUUAUAUGUGCAUAUACUUUACAAAUAUAUCCUGCGUCUGCCUUUGUGUUAUGAUUGUUUACGGAGAAGCGUCUGUUCCGACGGUUUUUAGAUUUGCGUUAAUAGUAUGGAACCCCUGCUUGUCUUGAAACUGCUUGUACUACUCCGUCUUCUUUUUGUACAUCAGCUUCAGCCAGAAUUCUCCAUCCAUUUUCAUACCACUAUUAAUUUUACACCCUGAAAAUCCUAUUUCACCAAGUGCUGAGUCAGCAGAGCUCUGUUUUCAUCAGCGUUCUUCUCUAACAUAAAGGACUAAAUUUAGAAUAUGUUUACACGGCAUUCAUCCAGUGAAACCUGCACAUACUGAAGCAGUUGCGAUUAUUUGUGCAGAGAGGUUUUGGACUGCACCUUGCUCUGUCUCUUCCGUGGCGACAGCUUGAACUGGCACCGGAGACAGUGCUCUAUUGUCACGGACACAAAACUCCCAGUCACACUCACACUGGCUCUAACAGACUUGCCUCCUGUCUGAAUUCUGUACUGUUUAUUCACAUCCACUAUACAGUCAUGAUGUGAGCAUGAGUGCACACUGUAAUCUGCAGGUUUAUGGGUUCAACACAUAAUCAGCUAUAUUAAUAUUCAGACUGAUUACUAUUCCAGGUCGGACAUUUUUAAUAAAAUACCCAACUGACAACUUUAUUGGUAGUGACAACGCAAUAUGCCAUCUCCUCAGUUUGGCUCACCAAAUCAGUAGCUCUCUUGUCUAUUAGAAACUGGGGCUUUAUUGGUGUGUAAUGGCCCUUUAUUUUACACAACAGGGAAAUCCGUUGAGUUUGAUUGGAUAAUGAGGAUAUGAGUGCAUAGCCGGUGAAAGUUUUUCUCUUUAGAAGCCCUUAAAGAUAUGUGAAAUGGGUCCAAAUAGUGUCGUGGAGCCAACCAAAUAAACUGUGUGUCUUUGGGCACAAAGGAGAUUUGAACAAGAAAUUGUGACAGAAUUAAAUGAAAGCCUGAGGGCCAACUUCAUCAGUGGCAAAUUGUCACGACUAAACCACAGUUAUUUUCUCAGAAAUACAUUUUCAUCACAGUGACAAAAUAAUCAAACCACUUCAUCUCCCUACAGGCUGCCACUGAUGCAGUUGCGACAGUAUGCUUGUGUAUUAUAGCUAAAGCAGAGAAUUGCGGUGUAUAUUCAACAAUAUAUUCAUCUUAUCAUGAAAGAGCCAUGAACACAAGUGUAUGAAAUGGUCCCAACAUUGAUCUUCGCACCAUCAUAAGCUACAACUGUUGUGAUGUUUCUUUUAUCCAGCAUGUUCCGAUCCACUAAGAUCAGAACUUCACAGGGCUCGGCUAAUUCCUGGACUGUGCCUCUGUCUGUAAUGUCAUAAAACCAUAGUUCAAGAGAAAAUGUUGAUUGUGAUGACGCUUUACAAACAGGAGUGGGAUGUGUUGAAAACAUGAGACAAACAUGUUAAUAAAGUAUUUUUGAAAUACUAA
Molecule: messenger RNA, 2461 nt
Organism: Scomber scombrus (Atlantic mackerel)
Lineage: Eukaryota; Metazoa; Chordata; Actinopteri; Scombriformes; Scombridae
Product: rho-related GTP-binding protein RhoA-D
Exons: 5
Coding region: 93-674 (193 amino acids)
Biological process (GO): small GTPase-mediated signal transduction
Cellular component (GO): neuron projection
Molecular function (GO): GTP binding; GTPase activity
Source: RefSeq, a predicted model, not a curated record